Messenger RNA from Spodoptera litura, 2850 nucleotides. RefSeq names its product paired box protein shaven (gene sv). The record is from RefSeq and is a predicted model, not a curated record. Gene Ontology annotation, molecular function: RNA polymerase II cis-regulatory region sequence-specific DNA binding; DNA-binding transcription factor activity, RNA polymerase II-specific. Lineage: Eukaryota; Metazoa; Arthropoda; Insecta; Lepidoptera; Noctuidae. Gene Ontology annotation, biological process: anatomical structure development; regulation of transcription by RNA polymerase II.
GCUGUGAACGGACGUGCGGACGCUAACAGCGUAAAAGAACAGUGCUUGUGAGUGCCUGUGGAACACGAGUGUUAGAAAGUUUGGUUUUAAACAAGAUAGUUUUUUGUACGCAAAUAAAUUUUUAAUUUACAUUUUCUAUAUUUUUUUUGUCUAAUCUGGAAAAAGCUGGUUUCGUUACGUGAAUCUGGUUCGACUGUUUUUCCGAUGCAGAUCCAAAAAUGAUGCAUCGACAGAAAAUCCGAAAAAAAAAUCCAGUGAGACUAACAACUCAGGUCUUAGUUAAAAUGUGACAAUAGUGAACAAACAAAUAACAAACAAAAUACUCCAAAAUAAUUCUCCUAAAAUCUAGAUUUUAGUCGCAAAUUCAGUGCCAAACAAUAGUGAAAAUUUUCAGUAAACAGAGGCUACAUCGAACUUAAAGAGCAACGACAUAAGUGCCACAUCAUCAGGAACUUAUCGGACAAAAGAGUGCUAAAAAGUGUUCAAGCAAAAUUGGACUUUGAAAGUGAUGUGUUAAGAAUGGAUCUCCACGCUCCUCAGUUGGUUGUCCAUUCCUAUGAACCCCAUGCUCCGUUGUUGGAGGUUGAGGGCUUGGAUCCUCACAGUCCUCAGCAGAAGGUGCUGAUCCAUGCACCAACUUUGCAAAGCCAGGAGUUGAUGAGCAGCGACCACAGGAACGGAGGUGAGCAGAGCUAUGAGUACGACUUCACAGAUGAGCAGUACCACGCGCACAGCAGCAACCAGAGCGGAGACGGUCACGGCGGAGUAAAUCAACUAGGUGGAGUAUUUGUGAACGGACGACCGCUUCCAGACGUGGUGCGGCAGAGAAUAGUGGAGCUGGCUCACUCAGGAGUACGGCCCUGUGACAUCAGCCGGCAGCUGCGGGUGUCACAUGGAUGUGUCUCCAAGAUACUAUCGAGGUACUAUGAGACUGGAAGUUUCAAAGCUGGCGUGAUUGGCGGCUCCAAGCCCAAGGUGGCCACGCCUCCAGUAGUGGACGCCAUCGCAGCAUACAAGAGAGAGAACCCUACGAUGUUCGCCUGGGAGAUCAGGGAUAGACUCCUCAGUGAGGGGAUCUGCAGCCAGGAUAAUGUGCCUUCUGUGUCCAGUAUAAACAGGAUUGUCCGUAACAAGGCGGCGGAGAAGGCGAAGCAGGCUCACAACCAGCAGCAGCAACAACAGGAACAGGAGAUCAGCUCAGCGCAGGGGAGCGUAGUAUCUGUGAUAACGCACGCAGGCAACGCGCCCGGCACGACAGCGGUCCUGUCUCCAACCACAGACCAGCACGUCACCAACACCGGGAGCUACAGCAUCAACGGGAUCCUGGGAAUUGAACAGGUCGAGGGUCUCCACAAUGGAAACGCGACUGGUUUGAAGAGGAAACGGCAUGAAGACCAAGACGAAAACCGGGACUUUAACAGUCAUUCGGAGGACGACGUGAAAAGACAGAGAAGUCACUACAACGGCGACCAAAUAUACUCCAAUCUCUGGUCAUCCUCAAAAUGGAGUCUCAAAGACGAGUACAAGUUACUAUCGGAGCUUGGUGGAGCUGCAGGUGGCGCCACUGGUUAUUACGGAGAGUUAUUCGACACACCUUACGAACACGCCGCCCAUCCUCAUUACACUCCACAUUCAGCGCACAAUCGACUGCCCACGUUAAGUCAAACAUCCCUGCAACCACUCUCAACGAAUGACUCCACGGGUUCCAAUGGUGGCGCUGGUGGUGAACCUCCGUCAGCGGCUGCGAGUCCUGAUGCUGCAGCACUGGUCGUCCUACAGCCACCUGCACCACCAUACCCUCCGUACGCACAUUAUGAUGGUACGACAACGUUAGCCAGUGAAUACGCAUACGCGGCUCCCUACUCACAGUACUCCCCGUACGGAGGACCCUACUCGCAUUCUGCUGCCACCGGCCUACUGUCCAAGUGAUAUCAACGUACGCCGUGCGAGUAGUAGUCGGCGGAUAACAACGAAAAAAAACACAAGUGAUAUAAAACGGACACUAAUAUAAAAUUAUAUAUGUAUAUCGAUCGAUCAUGUGAGACAAUUAGUUUUAUUUCCUAUAGACAAUCUCCUUUUGUAGAUAAAUUAAUAUAUUUGUACAAUGUCCUUAAAUAAUAACUAAUUCUAAUAAUUUCUAUUAAUUUUAUUCAGGUCAGUACUAAGACUUUUGCUUUCUCGAACAUUUAAAAAUGUAAUUCAUUUAUACUCAUUAUCUUUAAUUAAAUGAAAGUUCAGAGAGCCAAAGUUACUUCACUACUAUAAGGUGUAAAUAAUGUAUUUUAAUGAAAACUAUAAUGUAAUUCAUUUAAUGUCAUUAUUAGAAUUAAGAUUUAUUCUCUUUUUUACCUCAACAUAGUUACAAAGUAGUGAAUAAUUUUGUGUAACAUUUAUUUUUAAAACUUCCAUUUAAUUUUAUUUAAGCUGUCCUGUGUGCACAAUGGAAAGAAGAUUUUACAUUUAUUAUUACAUUUAAAAUCGUUAUCAUUUAUGUAAGUUGUCUAAUUUAUUUUCUUUGUAUUGUUAUCAAAUGUAUUUUCUUCUGAUGAAGCUGUUUAACAAACUAUGCAAGUCAAAUGCUAAGAAAUAUUAUUUAGAUUAUUUUUGAAAUUACUAUGAGAUUAUUCGUGUUUUUUUUUACUUUUUAUAUAAAAUGAUUAGUUUUUAAUUAUACGUGUAUAGCAUGUUCAAAUUAGCACGCUGUAUGCCAUAAUUAUGUAAACGUAAUAAGUUCAAAUAAUUGUUUUAUUAUGAAAUAAUAUUAGUUAUCAAAUCUUAUCGUUUCCGUCCAUUAAUUAUUAUUAUUGAUUAUUAUUUUUCUCAAAGUUAUUAUUGAGAUUUUUUGUAAAU